Molecule: messenger RNA, 4789 nt
Organism: Anopheles cruzii
Lineage: Eukaryota; Metazoa; Arthropoda; Insecta; Diptera; Culicidae
Exons: 16
Coding region: 297-4412 (1371 amino acids)
Cellular component (GO): plasma membrane
Molecular function (GO): ABC-type transporter activity; ATP binding; ATP hydrolysis activity
Source: RefSeq, a predicted model, not a curated record
GCCGAAGAGUUAAGAUGCGAAACAGUGCUCGGAACUAGUCGCUACAGACGAAAGGAUUGUGUGUGGUUCGCGUCGGUAGGGUGUACAACAAUAACAACAGCAAUAACCGGGAUAUUCAUCAUUUCGUAGCACAUUCCGGAGGAAGCUGCACCUUUCCAAUAACGUUUUGCAAGUGCCAAAACGAACGAUGGCCGUAUUUUAGGUCCACAGUGCAGUGAGUUUGCCAAUAGUUCCGGUCGAAAAGAAUUCCUGCUGCUAUCGCUUGGGAGAGAUUGUUCAAAAACUAUCGUGCUUAAAUGAUGAGCCCAGCAAGGGGUGAAACUUGUGUGGUAACCGGCCACCAGCCAGCCGAGAAGAUCGAAAUGGCCGCACGGAGCAAGGCGAACGCGGCAGGAUCAUCGUCAGCGUUUAGCUGCUGUCCAGCGAACGGCGAGAGCUCUUCGAUCGACGAUUCAAUCGAGCUGAACGACAGUCAGGAAGGCGCCAACAACAAUACGAUGUACCACAACGGGUUGCUCGAGGCGCAGGACUAUCGCUUCCCCAAGCGGCAGCCCGUCGACAUCGUGUUUCGCGACAUCCGCUACAACGUGAAGCGCUUCAACAUAUCGAAGGCAAAGUUUGAGUCGAAGGAGAUUCUUCACGGGCUGAAUGGGUCGUUCAAGUCGGGAGAACUGACUGCUAUCAUGGGUCCUUCCGGGGCGGGCAAAAGCACGCUGCUCAACAUCAUGGCCGGUUAUGUGUCGUCCGGUGUCAGCGGCAUGGUGCAGGUGAACGGCAAAAGCCGUUCGCACAAUUCGGAAAGCUUCCGCAAGCUUUCCUGUUAUAUUCAACAACACGAUGCCCUUCGGCCCUGGCUGACGGUGAACGAGGCGAUGACCUGCGCGACCCACCUGAAGCUCGGCUUCGGGAUCGACCUUGCCGAGAAGCGCAAGCUGAUCGAGAAGAUCCUGUUCAUGCUCGGGCUGGAGCAAAAGGGCUCCACGCCGACGGCCGGCCUUUCCGGGGGUCAGAAGAAGCGGUUGGCGAUCGCACUGGAAAUGAUCAGCAACCCACCGAUCCUGUUCCUGGACGAGCCGACAACUGGGCUGGACAGUUCUUCCUGCGCCCAGUGCGUCUCGCUGCUGAAGCGGUUGGCCGAGGAUGGGCGGACGAUCGUCUGCACCAUCCACACGCCGAGCGCGCUCCUGUUCGAGAUGUUCGACCAGCUGUACACGGUUGUGCAGGGCCACUGCUUCUACCAGGGCCCCACCAAGGAAAUGCUUCCGUUUCUGGGCGAUCUCGGCUACCACUGCCCGAGCUACCACAAUCCCGCCGACUUUAUUAUGGAGAUAGCGGUCGGCGAGUACGGGGCCGACGUCGGGAAGGUGAUCAAGGCGGCGCUCAAGAAGUAUUACGAAAUCAGCAGCCGCUGUAUCGAGCUGGAUUCCGAGUUCGACGAUAACGAAAAACCAUCCUUGCAGAGCUUUGGCAUCGGUACGAAGGCGGACGAAAUGUUGAAGCUGCAAAAGGAGGCGGAAGCCACGGACACAUCGUCGUACGAGGAAAAUGGCUCGCUGACGAACACGAAACCUGCUUCCCUGAUCAUGCAGUUUCUGCUAUUGGUUUACCGAAAUUUGCUGAUAACACGGCGAAACUAUUUUCUGCUGUUCUGUAGAAUCUUGGCGCACGCGACAAUCGCCACCAUCUUCGGUUAUCUGUACAUCGGCGUGGGACCAAACGCCAACCAAGUGCUGGCGAACUACGUGUAUCUCUACGGGUCGAUGCUGGUGAUGGUUUACACGGGGAAAAUGGCCGUCGUGCUUUCGUUUCAAAUCGAGAUGGAGUCACUGACGCGGGAGUACUUCAACCGCUGGUACAAGCUGGGUCCGUAUUUCCUGUCCGUAUUGGUCCUCGAGAUACCGGUGCAGCUCGCGGUGUUUAUCGGUCCAAUUUUGGCGGUACUGUUCUCCGUGUUCGGUUUCUGCACGCGAUACGUUGAUAUAACUCCAGUUUUCAAAUGGAUGUGGCACAUCAGCUACUAUCGAGCCAGUUUCCACGGCAUCCUGAACUCCGUUUACGGCAUGAACCGCGAAGAUCUGAACUGUCCGGAAACGCAAAUCUAUUGCCACUUCAAGAACCCGGUGCUGUUCCAGAAGGACAUGGACAUCGAGCACGUCGACAUGGAGUCAAAUUUUGUGCUCAUCGUGCUUAUCAUUAUCACGAUGUACAUCAGCACGCUUUUCGUGCUCUGGUAUAAGCUUAACAAACGAAUACUGUUAAGAUAUUGCGACUGCGACGCGGACACCAUGAGCGGAUCGGAGGAGUCGUUUGAAAUGAACAGCACGCCGCCGGAUCUGCGGGCCGCCGGAUCUUCGGCGGAGAAGCUGACGAUCGACGAAGGAAUCGCGCACAGUGCGCUGGACAGCCAGCGGCUCGCGAAAGUGAAACUAAAACACCUCCACAUCCCAGAACCGCUGCCCUUGGUGGCCACCAACGGUGAAGGAUCUACGGCCAGUUCGCUAGUGGCGGCGCGAAUUUUCAAACCGGUCACACUCGGUUUCAAAAACCUGUCGUUCUCGGUCCGCAAUGGAAUAUUUAAGAAAGGUCGAGACAUACUCAAAGAUAUCAGCGGAGAGUUCCGGGCCGGCGAACUCACAGCCAUCAUGGGGCCUUCUGGCGCGGGCAAAAGCACACUGCUGGAUAUUUUGGCGGGUUUCACGGAAGAUGGAUUCACAGGCGAGAUACUCGUCAACAAGCAGGCCCGAGAUCUGAAGCGCUUCCGUCGGAUGUCCGCGUACAUCAUGCAGGAUCACGAUCUGCAGCCACAUCUGACCGUCCUGGAGGCGAUGCACUUCUCCGCCAAUCUCAAGAUCGGAGCCGAACUCAGUCCGGUGAGCAAGAAAAUUCGGAUGAAUGAAAUACUCCGCGCCAUAGGGCUGUACGAGUCGAAGAAGACCCGCACGGGAAAGCUUUCCGGGGGCCAGAAAAAGCGACUCGCGAUCGCACUCGAGAUCGUCAACAAUCCACCGGUGAUGUUCUUUGACGAGCCCACGAGCGGCCUCGACUCUUCCACUUCGACACAGUGCGUGGCACUGCUCAAACAGUUGGCUCGAGAGGGUCGUACGAUCAUCUGCACCAUCCAUCAACCGUCGGCCCUGGUGUUUAACAUGUUCGACCAUCUGUACGCAGUGGCGGAAGGCGAAUGCAUUUACACCGGUGGCACCGGCAACAUCGUUUCCUUCCUGAAGGAGCUGGACAUUGUUUGCCCGGAACAUUACAAUCCGUCUGAUUACCUGCUGGAAAUUGCCACCAACGAUUAUGGACGCCUGAACGAUAAUCUAGUCGAGAAGAUGAUGAACGGCCAGAGCAACUUCUAUCGCAACCCGGAGCAGCCUUUCUCAGCGUCGUUGUUGCCGAUCAAGGAGUCGCCCGGUACUGCCCGGGACGGGCCGAUGGUGCUGCUGGAGGUGCCAAUGUUUCCCGAGCGGGACACGGCCCCUCAGCCAGUUUCGCCCGUGCUAGACAAGCCAAAGAAAAUCGCCAAGAAGCUAUCGCUCAACCCGGAGAAAUGGUGUGGCCGAGACGAGGUGUACACGACCAGUUUCUGUCGGCAGUUUUCGUUGCUACUGUUCCGCACGUUUCUGAUACUGAGCCGCGAUCGGUCGCUGAUGACGAUGCGCUUCCUGAUACACUGCCUCAUCGCUCCACUGAUCGGUAUGCUGUACUUUGGGAUCGGCAAUCAGGCGUCGCAUAUCUUCAACAACUACAACUACGUGUUCUUCUCCAUCAUGUUUCUUAUGUUUACCGCAUUUAGCUCAAUGACCAUGGCGUUUCCACUCGAGCUUCCGAUCAUCACGAGGGAACACUUCAAUCGGUGGUACUCGUUGAGAGCGUACUACAUCGCCAUGACAGUGGCGGACAUUCCGAUACAGCUGCUCUGUACCCUAACCUACAUAGUCAUAACUUAUUUUAUGACCGGUCAACCGCCGGAAGCCUUCCGGAUCGGAUUGUUCACGUUGAUCUGUCUGAUGGUGGCGUGGGUUGCCCAAGGGCUCGGUCUGCUCGUCGCCUCACUGUUCGACGUGAAGAACGGUGCGAUCUUUGGGCCGUUCUUCAUCUGCCCGUUCCUGAUAUUCUCCGGCUUCUUCAUCCACCUGACCGACGCCCAUCCGGUGAUGCAAUGGCUGUUCCACAUCUCGUUUCUCAAGUAUGCGCUUGAGGGCGCCUCGCUGGCAAUCUUCGGUUACGAUCGGCCCCGGAUGGAUUGCGACGAAACGUACUGUCACUUCGUGUUGCCAAAGAAGUUCCUCAAGGAAGUCGACAUGUUGCAGGCGGACUUUGUGCAGGCUGUGAUAGCGCUGAGUGUGAUCUUUUUCGUCUUCCGCGUAGCGGCAUUCUACGUGAUGCGUUACCGUAUGAAGAACAAAAUUUAGCCACCGUCCGCAGUAGCGAGGGUUAGCUAGCCGCACAUUCCAGCGCGUUCCCCGUACGGCGCACGGAUUGUCGAAGGGUUGAAAUUACAAAUUUUGCGUAGAAUGUGUAGUACCGUUGGUUUGUGACCAACCAGGUGGCACUGGCGUACCCCAGGGCCAGGUUAUAGCAUUUAAGAAGCGUCCCCUUUUCCGAUUUAGGCUUUCGAAAGUUAAGAACGUUUCGGCAUUUCAACGCCGCUACCAAAAACCCCAUCUCAAGGGUCGGAAGCAGGGUCGCACUCUGCAGCAUACGGUUUUAUAAGCGACCUAUCCGUUAUCUGCUUUGUGAUAUACUUUUGUAAAUAUGGAAAGCGAGAAAAAUAAAGUUCUGUUUUGUG